AUGAUCGCCAUAGGACUGGAAGGAAGCGCCAACAAGAUAGGCGUCGGUGUCAUCUCCCACCCUGGUCCUAACAAGCCACCGAUUAUUCUUGCGAACCUGCGGCAUACCUAUGUUUCCCCGCCCGGCGAAGGCUUCUUGCCCAAGGACACCGCGAUACAUCACCGAGCAUGGGUCGUGAGGCUAAUCAAGCAGGCUGUGCGACAAGCGGGAGUCAAAAUUGAAGACAUCGAUUGUAUAUGCUAUACCAAGGGCCCAGGUAUGGGCGCACCAUUACAAAGCGUCGCGCUUGCAGCCAGGACGAUCAGUUUACUGUGGGGGAAGCCCAUGGUGGGCGUGAACCACUGCGUUGGUCACAUCGAAAUGGGUCGCUCAAUAACCCGCGCCGAUAACCCCGUGGUCCUAUACGUAUCUGGUGGCAACACCCAAGUCAUUGCUUACUCCGCCCAACGGUAUCGAAUCUUCGGUGAGACCUUGGAUAUUGCCAUAGGAAACUGCAUCGAUCGCUUCGCCCGCACACUUAUGAUACCCAAUGACCCAUUCCCCGGAUACAAUGUUGAGCAGCUGGCAAAGCAUGGCAGGAAUCUCGUCGAUCUACCAUAUGGCGUCAAAGGCAUGGACGCGAGCUUCUCGGGUAUCUUGGCUGCAGCCGAUCUCCUCGCACGCGGACUAGACGAGUCAUUACCCGACGAGAAAAGAUUAAAGACUGAAGAUGGACAGCUGGUCACAAGAGCAGACAUGUGCUUCUCCCUACAAGAGACCAUUUUCGCCAUGCUCGUUGAGAUUACCGAGCGAGCCAUGGCACAUGUCGGCUCACAGCAAGUGUUAGUCGUGGGCGGCGUGGGCUCGAACAUGCGCUUACAGCAAAUGAUGGGCAUGAUGGCAAGAGACAGGGGUGGGAAUGUGUUUGCGACAGACGAGAUGUUCUGCAUUGACAACGGCAUCAUGAUUGCUCACGCUGGCUUAUUAGAGUAUGGAACUGGAGUGAGGACGGAGUUGAACGACACGACAUGUACCCAGCGGUUCCGAACUGACGAGGUGUUUGUGGGCUGGAGAACUGACUGA
Molecule: messenger RNA, 1062 nt
Organism: Alternaria ventricosa
Lineage: Eukaryota; Fungi; Ascomycota; Dothideomycetes; Pleosporales; Pleosporaceae
Gene: KAE1
Product: putative tRNA threonylcarbamoyladenosine biosynthesis protein kae1
Exons: 2
Coding region: 1-1062 (353 amino acids)
Biological process (GO): tRNA threonylcarbamoyladenosine modification
Cellular component (GO): cytoplasm; EKC/KEOPS complex
Source: RefSeq, a predicted model, not a curated record